Lymnaea stagnalis (great pond snail) is the source of this 13654-nucleotide messenger RNA. NCBI's taxonomy places the organism in Eukaryota, Metazoa, Mollusca, Gastropoda, Lymnaeidae. The record is from the annotation of a GenBank genome assembly.
AUCCCAUUGAAGCUGGACCAUCAAGAAAAUCUCAGGUAAUGUCAUGAUUAAAGACAUUUCAUCAACUAGAUGAAGUUUUCCUUUUGUGGACAACGUUAUAUGUCACAAUUCUAAGUCUUAUGAACUACUUUAAUAAUGCAUGAUACGCAAAUCAGUGGAAUACAUUUAUUUGUGAAGCCCUAAGUAGUCUUUUUUCUAAGAUUUUUUUUUUUUAAUUUCCUAUAGAAAUUACAAAAACAUAAACCUAUAUACCCAAGCCAUAUAUUAUAUAUUUAUAUGUUUUAUUGGUGGCUUACCUUUUCUAAUGCGAUCUCCCAAAAUUUACCCUCCCUAACCACAUUAUAAUGUCUAACUAAUAUUAACACAUCUUAUUUUUGUAUUGCUAUUAAUAAAUAAAUUUGUCAAGUUAAAAUAUGAAGCGAACGCUGUUUUUUUUUCUAUGAAUAUAUUGAACAAGAAAAUCAAACCAGAUAAUAUCAGGGUCGCCAAGGUUCCGUUAGAAAUUUAAAUAAAAUGACUUGUGCAAACUCCCGUUAAAAUUCAGCAUGACCAAAUAACUCGGUUUUUGUCCUUAUGCAUUUUGAAGAGACGAAAACUGUGAAUUUUUCAGCAUUGUUUAUGAAACAUUCUUCAUUUUAGUAAGAAUAAUAAUUAGCCAAAACAAUUAAAAACUAAUACAAAGGCAAUGCAGUUAAGUUCUACAGCUACGUAACGGAAUAUUGUGGCAUCAAAGAAAUUUUAAAGUAAAAUUUCCGUCUGUAAAAUAUGAAGUAAGAUUAAAUAUGGUUCUGUAUAGAAAAUUUUCAUUAAGUUUGCAACGCUGGCUGAAAAUUAUAAUUUUGGAAAAAAAAAGAACCCCAAAAAGAGUAAUGAUGUACAUACAUAUAAAAGGAACAAUUUCUUUAAGAAGUGUAAGUGAUCAAAUGCGUCAUUAGGUUCAUUGUUAUCUAGAGGUAGAAGCUUAAUGUGUAAUCCAUUCUAUACUUUCCCCAUUGACUUCCUACACUUUAUUUCUAUUUAGCAUUCUGCUAAAUUUGACACUUUGCUGAGGUUAAAAUUUAAAAAAAAAUAUUUUUUGAAACCUGUAUGAUUUCUCAAUUAUUUUUGUGGAUUACCGCUUUGUAUUUAUAACAAUGUUCAACAUUACUUUUUUAAAAUGUCCACAGUAUGAAGAAGAAAAUGUUAAAACUUCUACAGAAUAUUAAAUAUCACUGGACAAUUGUCUUACAUUUACUACUCUUACGUAUUAACAUUAUAAAACAUAAAAUAAAAUGUUGUUGCUAAUGUAAACCACCCUAAUUUAAUAAUAAAGUGACGAAAUACAAAUCAGUAAAAAUAAUAUAUUAAUCACCGACUGAGGAAGACUCACAUGGGGGUGGUCCCCAAAGUUUGGCAAUUCUUUUGGGGCGUCAUUUUCGGUCAAAUUUAACAUUCUUUUAUACAUCUUAUUUUCUAUGUAUAUUCAUAUUCAUUUUGGUUGUCAUUGUGUUGGCACUGCAAAAUCAAGAAUACUGUGGGUCACAUAUUCUAUAUUAUCCAUUAAUGGGCUAUAAGCCCUUAAUGAGCUGUCAAAAAUGAUAUAUAUAUUUGUUUACUUUUUUUUUGAGGGGGGGGGGUCGCACAGAUGAGCAGCUGAUUGAAAUAAAAAAUAAGGAGUAAAUAGCCUCUUAUAAGUAAACCAAUCGUACAUUGGUGUUAGGUUUUCUAUGCCCAAAUGAGGCGUCAGUUAAAUAUUGUUUAAAAAUAAUUGGGCGCAAAAGAAUGUAAAAGCUAUUUUGUUAUAAAAAUGUCUAAGCAUAUGAUAGAAAAAGGCCUGGAAGCAGUUCAUUUUGGCAUCGGUAUAUUUCUUUAAAUAAACCCAAGAGAUAAUGAUACAAAUAAUUAGGUAUCGCUUGAAGUACGUGCUACCGGCAUAACCAUGUUUAUUUUUGUUCAUUAAUUGAGUCAAACAAAUUUACCUUACCCAAAUAUGGUAGUCUUUCUUAAUUGGAAUUUUUUGUAAAAAUUGUUUCAAAAAUUACGUGCUAUUGACAUUACUAUUUUUUGUGUGCAGAAUCCUAAGAUUAAUGUCAUGUAUCAGACAGAUUCACCGUUCCCAAAAACGGUAAGUUUUCUUAAUCAAUUUUAUUAUUUUUUUGCAAUAUUCAUUGCAUUGAAAAUUAGUAUUUUAAUUAAUGAAAAGAUUUAUUGUGACAUUUUCAAUGGGGUAUUCCCAAUCCAAAAAUAGGACAGUUAAUAUAACAUAAUAGAAAUAUAGAAUAAUCGUAGAAAUUUAGGAGAAUUCUUAUGUACUCUCCUCUGUCAAGGGUAUGAGAAUCACUGUUGUUAUGUGUAGAUGAUUGUUUUCAAGUUUGAUACGGAAACGAUGUUUAGUUAGAUAUAUUAUGUGUAGCUGCAUCGUUUGUGUGAAAGUGUUGUGACGUAAUUGUGUAAAGGGAAUGACGCGUUAGUUUUCGAGUUGUAGUGAUGGAACAUUGAUGGCGGAUAUAAUAUUUUGACAGUUGGACUUGUGUUGCUGUGUGUUAGGCUGAACCGAUUGGAUUAGUAAUCUGUAAUUAUAUCACAACCCUAGUGAAGGAAUUGUUCUUAAAUAAAUUUAUAUAUUGCAACAAACCGUAAAGUGUUUGUUGAAUUAGAAACUGUUGCUAUUGGUUAUACUGUUCGUGGGAUCAAGAGAGAGACUUGGCCAGAUAAGUAGACACUCAUUGCCAUGAGUGGAUAAUUGCAGCUCAAUAGAUUCAACGUUUCAACAUCCUCUUGUAUCGUUCCAGCUUAUUUUUUUUUUUAAAUGAAAACUAUUUCUAGUAGUUCCUUAAAAUUCGAAACAUUUUUAAAAGCCUAUCGCAGCGAGACAGUCAUUUCAUCGAACAUUUAACAUCACAGCCAAGGGCGUGCAGCAUUAGGUAUGCAUUAAUUUUCGUUAUUGGUGGUGGCUGUGUCACCCUGCCCCCCUCUUUACAUCAAAAAGAAGAAAUGUACCGCUGAGUUACUGUAAAUAUCAAGCUACAUACAACAUUUUUAAGGUAUAUAUAUUUUUUAUUCCAUCUGUCUUUUUAUUUUCUGUACUAUCCUUUAUAUUUUAUACUUUAGGGAAACCCUAAGACGCCUCUUGAUCCAAAGUAAGGUUUUUUUAUUAUUUUUUGUUUUAAUUUAUUUUUUUUUAAAUGUUUUCUAUAGACCUUUAUGGAAUAAAUUAAAGAAUACUUUUGUAUAUGUAUAUAGUAUAUAUAAAAGUAAACAAAAUACUGUUUGUCAAUUUGUUUUGCAAAGGCUUUUUCAUUGAGUAACGUGUCUUGUCCAAAUUUGGCAGAAAUAUAUUUUUAUCAUUAAAUAAUAGUGUAUUUAGAGCUUUCAAAAUAUUCUGUUAGGCUUCUGGGCCCUUAUUUCUUUCUAAUAUGAGAUUAUCAGUAAAAAUUACAACAAAAAAAUACUUCUACUUGAAUUAAUCGUUCUUGACCAACUUAGUACACAGACAUAUGCUUAUCCAUAUUCAAAUGGCAACGGCUAAUGAACUCAAAAAAUAUUCAUUCUUCUGGUGCCGUGGAACCAUUUCAUAUUUUUUCUAAUAUAAGCUUUAUAAAUACAAUUUUGCCGAGUUAACACUAUAGGUCUUAUGGGAAGUAGAUAGAUCAGGUAACAAUACACUUCAUAGUUCGUAAAGAAAUAUUGGUGGAUUUAAAAAAAAAUUAAUAUCCAAUCCAUUCAGGGUCACUCUAGAGUUUUUAAUAAGUUCUAUAAUUUAAAAGCUAGAUUUGUGAAAAUUUAAUGGGAUUUAAAAGGGGCAACUUUAAAAGUUUAACUCCUGUGUUUAUGUUAAAGAUUAAAAUUAGACCCAUUAUAUCGGGCAUGUUAAAAACGGAAAGAUAUGUAAUGGGCCCUUGCCCAUUUCUUUUACCUUAAAUGAAAUGGGGUUAUAUAACCUUUCUAUUCAUACUUACAUCACUAUUUCUGUAUUGUUAUGACAUGAGCGGAUACCUCAGAGAAUUAUAGUUAGUGGGUUAACUACUAAUUAUUUCUCACAGCUGUAAUAAUACGAAUAACACGUCUUGAUAAAUCGUUUAUUUAUUUAUAUAUAACACUUCACACAUAUUUUUUACAUCUGAUAAUAAUAGAAUGAAAAUUAAAUACAGUUCAGUCAUAAAACAUCAAUUCCUUUUGAAAAAAUAACGUAAGACCACAUCUCUCACAUGCUUUCUCAUUAAAUACAAUAUUGCUGCUCAAGCAGUUACACACUAUCUAUAUUUAAAAUAUGUGUAUCACUACAUUGACAAGGAAUAGUGUUUUUCGAUCAGCUGCAAAUAAACGUUUAACAACAUUAGGUUACAGGUUACAGCUAUUGCAUUUAGUUUGUAGAAUUUUUCUUACACUAACAUAAAUAACUAGGUAUAAAUGUCAUUUUAAAUAUCUUUCAAGAAGUUUAUUUAGUUUAAUCUAAAAUGUUUCAAAAAGAUUUAAGUUGUUUCACUGCUGUAUAUAGUGAUAUCUAAAAGCCUAUUAAAAUGUUUGUUUAUAUCGAUUUAUUGAUAUACCUAGCUUGAUAUUUUGUCAGUAUCAAUGGGUCAUCUUUUUAUACUUUUCAUUGAGAUUCUAUAUUAUUCUAGAAGCUUUUAAUUUUUUCUCAAAUUGUUUUAAGAUAAUAUAAAUGCUCCUAUCAUGGUUAUUAUGUUUCAUUAACUUUUAAUGAGUUUCCCCGAAUGUUUUUGAAGAAGAAGUAAAGAUCAUUUUUUGUGUCUAGAAAAUUCCACAUUAUUUUUCCAUAAUUAUGGGGAAAAGCUGUAUAUUUAAAGGAAGUGGAAGGCUUAGCUAAUAGUUUACGCUUCAACGGGUAUUGAUGGAUCUUGCCAAAGUUGGUUGACAUACUCUUCAUAAUCGCACUGAGGAAUUCGUUUCCAUCAGAGACUAGGAUCCCAUCGGGAACGUCAUCCCACCAAGGAAAAGGAUCCUAACGGGGAACUGGAUCCAAAUGAGAAAACAUGAUCCGACCUGGUAACAGUUUAAAAAAGCAGAGUAGAUCCAGAGAUGAAUGAGAUCUCACAGGAUUCGCCAUCCCACCGAGGAACGGGAUCCCAGCGAGGAACUCGAUUCCAUCAGUAAUUGGUUACCACCAUAAAACGGGAUCAAAUAGCGAAAAGGAUACCAUAGAGAAACGUGAUUCUUUCGUUGAACGGGAUCUCAAACGGAGAACGAGAUCCCAUCAGAGAACAGGAUAACAUCAGGAAACAAGAUCCUAUUGAGAAACGGGAUCCCUUAGGAAUCGGAAAUCUGGAUUCCACUGGUUACAGAAUAAUACUGGGGUUUUAUCGGGCUUCCAAUGGUAAAAGGAUCUCAUCGAAAUGGGAUCCCAUUUGGAAACCUAAGGCCAUGAAACGUACUCCAUCGAAAUCGAGAUCCCUUCGGUCUACCAUCGGGAUCCCACUGGGUUCGUGUUCCAAUUGGGUUUGGGAUUUACAGGAAACCGGAAACUUGAUCCCAACGAAAAUGGAUUGCAUUAGGAAAGGGUAUCUCGUCAGGGAACGUGAUCACAUCGGGGAAAUGGAUCAAAUCGAGAAACAGAAUGUUGAAAAAAGUGUUUUUAUAAAUGUGAGCAUUUUUAAUUUACCUUAGCGACGUGUUUUGUUUUUUUUUAUUGGCCCGUAAAUUUGGAAUUUACUUGAAUUGGUGUUCAUUUUAUUUUCUAUUUGAUUCUUUUGCUACCCUCUCGAAUACGACAUUUGCUCUAAGUGUUUUUGGAAAAUUUAACUCAAUUUUUACAGUUACUUUAUUCGCUGAUGAAUUCUUCCUGCCAUCACGUUUAUUUUGUUAAGUUCCUCUUUUUCAUGUUUUCCCAUAAUUCGUUACACUAAUUUCCUGAUUUAAUGAAUAAAGAUGAACUUUUAAAAGUUUGGCAAUACUUGAUACUUAGAAAGAUAUAUUUCAAAAUAUUAUAAUGGUAUUCAUUCGUAUUGAUCAAAGAUAAAUUCAUGGAUAUAUCAAAUAGUUUUAAUCGAAUGCUCUAACCAUAUGUUUCAAAAUAUCAAAUAUAUCAAACGUAUAUACAUUUUAAUGGAUUCAACGUUUUGAACUAUUUAAUCUCUUUACAUAGUGGAAUUUAAUUCGCUUUUAAAAAUAUUACUCAAGGAAUAUUUAGUGUUUAUACAAAAUUGGGUCAUUGGUUUACACAUAUUUCUUCCGGUUGGGGAAGCUUCGGGUUGGAUUUACUUUACAGGAGAGACACUAACGAACGGUUGUUCUUUUCUUAUGAAAUUUUAAAAUAUUCCAUAAAUAUCCCUUUUUGUACAAUUAAUUUAAUUUAUCAAUAUUGUCAGUUUUCAAUAUUAUCUCUAAACACAGUCAUCUUUCUGUAUUGAACAAAUACAACCAAAUGGACCCAAACAAAUUCAUACAGACUGCUGAUUUGACACCAAUGAGCUCGAACCUUCAGGUAAGAAAAAUAUUAGAUAUUAUCCGAUUUUAUGAAAGCUUUCUAAUAAUCAAAACAUAAUAUUUCCAUCAAAAUAAUUAUUGCUUGGGUAGGAUUGGGGAUAUCUGGUCUACUAAACAUGUACAGAUAGGACAUAUAUAUAUUACAGAAAAACAUGAAAAUUAUGCCAUGUGGUGUCAAGGUCCCAAAAACGUCUCAAUCAGUUUCGUUUAAAGGUUUUCCGGGUGGUUUGUUAUUACAAGACACAAUAGUGUUGACGGCCAAAUCACGGAAGCCCCUAUGAUCGCUCCUGUUCAGGACUAUUAUGAUAUGGCACUGUUUAUCUUGCGCAAUAGUUCAAGCUUGAACAGUUCGUCUGUCUAAAAGGCAAAGCCUAGCCUUGUUCCCAGAAAUGUCUCAUUGCAGCAAGUACAAACAAUGGCGUAGAUAAUAUUUUGGCUAAUUCAAAGUAAAACGUUACUUAUCUAAAACUUACCCUUGGCGAAUUUAUUGAAUCUAGAUUUCAAAAGGCCACAAGAACUUAAAAAAAGCUGUGGCUGUCACUUUUUUCAUUUCACCACUGCAUUUAAUUUACUUCACAUUUCUUUAACAUAAUGUUUCCUACACUUGUUUUCACUUAUAUCCUUCUACCCUUCUACAUGGUUGUAUUUUUCCCCCCUUAUUAUUAUUUUAAUUUUAUUAUUUUACUGCUAUUUUUUUUAUUUGUUACCGUUUUGCCUCUCCAGUUAUUACUUAUUUUUUAAAAUAUUUUUCCUGUUCUUUUGUUUUUAUUUACUUUUUAUUUGAUAUUUUUCACCUAUUGCUUCGUUGUUUUAAAUUUAGUUUCAUUUUUUAUGACCACCUAACUUUCACAUCUACCUUCUAUUGUCCCUCAAUUACACGUUCUCGUCCUGCUCUAGUCCACUGUGUCUUCCUUUAAAACAGCUAUAAAGCAAAUUCGUUCCUUUAUAUGUCCUGUCGUUAGCUUACUUACUGCUGAAUUAGCCAUCUGUUGCAAGGAAAAGACCGUUACUCUUUUUAAGAGAACAAGAUUCAAUAUGCUUCUCAAAUUCUUCCAUAAUUGUCUACUUCUCCGUACUAUGCCUAAUGGCUUUAUAAGUAAAUUUAGCCUCCAUUUGCCUCCACUCUGCUAAUCUAAUAUUUCCAAAGAAGUGCUGAAGGCACACUCCAAGGCAGGUAGCUGGAUACAUCUUAUCACAAACCAGCUGACAGGGUGGAGCCGUCGUUUUAUGGACAAGAAUCUAUACAUCAAAGCGUCACACAGGCAACAACAGUACAGCCAGCUCUAACAGCCGAGGACUACUAACAUCUUAAAUAAAAACAACGACAAUGUUAAAGAGACUAUCAAAAUUGAUCGAAAAAUCGUUACGUCCUCAUUUAGCCUCUAAUUUAAACAUGUUCGAUAGCCACCUCGUCAAGUCCUGUUUUAAAGUAAACCCUUUACGAUUAGUAAAGCUCUAAAAACAAAAGUGGGAAGCUCGCCCAAGAUAUCCCUCACAAAAUAAAUGUGAAUUUAUUUCUUAGAAAAAGAAAUUGGGAACGUCCUUCAAAUGCUUUCCAAAAGAACCACGAUUAUCGAAAAUCGACACUUUACUAAAUUUUUGGUAAAUAAGUGACUGAUAUUUUAUAUAAAUAUGCCAAUACAUUUUUCUAAACAUAUAACAAAAAUAAGAAUUUGUAGGGGAAAUGAAUUCAUAAGAAUCCUUACAAAAUUACACAAAAGAAUGUAACAUUAUUUAGCGGGUACCGUUAUGAAAUAAUUUUUAUAAAAUCGUAAUCUGAAUAUCAAUAAAGCAGGGUUUAUAAAAAACUUUGCAGCGCAACAUUCCCCCAAAGUUUUAAAACAUUUUCCUUUGCAUCAUUUACAUUUAAAACCAUGUAACCCGGAAACUCUGUCAUAAACAAAUGCUAAUAACAAUGCACGUAAACAUGCACCGCAACCUCAAAAUUGCUCCUGCAUUCGCAAAGGGGGAGGGGGCGGACGAACCCCAGGUUAAGAAAAUGCAGCAAUAUACUAUUGAUUCUCCGAAGUUAUUGCUACUUAAAAUGUUUCGGAUGACUUGGUUUAGAUAAACAAACACGGCCAUCGAAAGGUUACCUUAAUGAAGUCGGUGCAUUCAAUAUAAUCUAUAAAAUUAUCGCUCUACACUUGUAUGAUUUCAUGGGGUCAAACGAUUGAUGUGAUUUUUUUUUCUGCAAAAGAGUUCGUAUCCAAAACAAAUAAAAAAAAAAAUUCACUCGUGAUAAAAAUAAAAUCAUAUGUCACUGUUUAAUUUUUAGGCGUGAAUUUUGUGAUAGAUAAAUUACCAAAUGUUUGGAUUGUCUUAUCCAAAGCUUGUCACUUCUUUUAUCCUUCACACCAGUAAGUGAGCAGAUUUUACCUGCAUUGCGCGAUAGGGUUUCAAAUUAUUUUCUAGGGUUUUGUACCCAUGGGCUCCAUGUCAUUCGGAGAUCGAACAUUAAAAGUAUAUAUAUAUAUAUUACCCUUUCGGAUAAUAGAUUUUUUGGUUAUUUGAGUUUGGGAAAUUGAAGAUUUUCUGUACUAUUUUACAAAACUUAAUUUAAAUAAUAAGUAGAAACUAAAUACCAUACUGCGACAAUUUGUACAAAAAUAAUAAAUAAAGGGGUAAUAGGCAUAAAAACAACUUCUCUCACCUUCUAAGGAACGGGUAAAGAUUUGUUUCCGUAAUUUGGUCUACAUAAUCUAUCCCCGAAAAUUAAAAAUAUUUAGAAAUCUCAGCGAUAUGCAACAUAUACAAAAAAUAUUAAAGGUAAGUUUAAAACCUAAAAGGUUAAAUUUUACCUUUGCAUGCUUACAAGAAAAUAUAUGUACAUUAAAAAAGUUUUAAGUAUCUUUUUUAAAAUGCCUAUUUUUAUUCAGAGGUUCAGGUUUACAAAUGAAAAAAGCCGAAGGAGAUCAUUAGACUCAAAACUGGUAGGUUUUGUUAUUAACAAAUACUUUUUACAAUUUAAAAAAAAAAUUCUUAAGGCCUAUUAUAAAUGUGUUUUAAUCGUAAAACAAUCGAACGAGCCAAACCUAAAAACAGAUUAAAUUGCAAAACCAUUUAGCAAUAAGUAACUUGAGUUUUUGUGUGAAUAUCAAUAGCGUAUUUUAAUGUAAAGUUUAUCUACUAGUCCUAGUCCUGAUUUCAUUAGGUUAGAAAUAACAUAUGUUUUAAACGUAUUUGCAACUAUGUAAUAAUUGUCUUGUCUUUUUUUUGUGUUAAUAUGUUAAAUAAAGUUAGGGGUUCUUUAUUAUGUUUAUAAAGCAACAUAUUAAAACAUAUAAUAUGUAUCCCCAAUAUUCAAUGCCCUCUUCCUUUCAGUUAUAAAUUUUUACAGUUUUAUCAUGUUUUGUUGUUAUUUGCGUAUUACUAAGUAUUAAUUAUGAGUUUCUUCUUGUUAGUAUGAACAUAAGGGUCACUUUUUUUCUUGUAGAAAAGUAAUCCCCUCUCGACGUCACAGGUACAUCUUAAAGAAACAAACAGUAGCCCAGCAACUCAGGUAUAAAUAGGGAAUUUAAUAAUUAAUCAAUUAAAAUAAGUUUUAGCCGAAAAUGUGUUUGUUUAUUCUACAAACUAGGUUUAAGUAUUGAAAUAAGUAUACUUAUCCAAUUUUAUGUUUCCUUUGAAUGUUUAGGUUAAAUUUAUUUUCUACAGAGAGGCCAUGUAAACAUGGCCAAUGAUCUCUUCAUAUAGACCCUAGCUUUAAACUUUAAAUAUCAUAGAAUAUUGUAAAUAAAUGCGUAUAUCUAUAACUUUAAUUUGUAUACAUAACUCACAAAUUUAUAGCUAGAUUAUAUGACCAUAUUAUACCGGGUUAAUAAUGGAAUGCAUAUUUCUCUACAUUCCACCUGUUUUACUAAAUCUCAGCAUCUAAAAAUCGAAUUUUUACUUAUGUACUGAAUCAAAUUGGUGUAAUGCAUCCUUGAAAAAUGUCUUUUCUAUAAUUUUCAACUAAUUUGAAAUUUAUAUUUAUGAAACAGCAGAUUAGCCUUUCAAUUUAUUUUUAAGUAAGUGUCUUUGUAUAGACUUUUACGUUUCGAAGUGGCUAAUUGUUACCCGGGUACAGAUAAGUGAGAGGUUGGGAUUAAAAAACUAAUUAAAAUUGCAUUGUUUUGUUUGUAAGAAUAAACAAGGUAUCAAAUGAAAGAUAAGUGAAUGGACUAUAUGUUUGUAAACUUAAUUUUUCAGUUUAACUGAAAUAAACUACCACAAAUGACAUUUAAGUAAUCUAUUUGAAAUUUGAAGUACAGCGGUACCAAUCAAUUGCUCCCACAUAUUCUGUGGCAUAUUUUCUGCUGCCGGGAGGAAAAUACAAAAUGCAACAUCUUUCCCAACAUCCACAUAUUAUUUUAAGUGUUUGUUUUAAAGAAUCCCCAUGACAAACACUAUCGCUCAAUUUUUGCAACCCCAGACCUAAAUUAAUAUCCCAUAUAUAGUCACAACUCCCUUAUACCACAAAUUUUCUAUAUAAAAUAUAUUUUAUAACAAAGCUCAAAAUAAAUUAUCAUCGCCUUAAAAAAUUUAAAAGCACAAAAGUGUAUUAUAAAUAUUCAUACACUUAUUUUAAAUUAACUAUGUACUAAAUUUCUGUCAAAAUUGCAAAAAAAUUUUGAUAACCAUUUUACUAAUUUAAUUAUUUUAUUAAAGUACAAAUUUUCCUUAAUAACUGCAAUAAAUAGCAAAUUUUAAAAGUAAUAAAAGUAAAACUGAUUAAUGGUAAAGUUACAUUUUGUGUUGUGUGUUAAAUUAAAUGUUAGCAAUUUGAAAAGCAAAUAUGUAUAACCAUUAGAGGCAAAAACAUCCAUUUUGUCCCAUGGUUAACACUAACUUGCUAUUUGUGGAUCAUUUGAGCAAUUUACAUUUAUUUGGACUAAUACGUAAGUAUAUUUUUAAAAAAACGUAACACUUAUUUUAUCAGAAUCCUGAACUGUAUUUUGAGGGAAACAAAUUUAUACGUAUAGCAUGUACCUAAAAGAACAGUUAAGAAACUGCCUCAACUUUGAAUCCACAUAUACGUUUGUCAACUGUGCAAAUCCUUUCUCGGAGUGAUUUCAUAAAAAGCUCCGUAUAGAACGAGUAAAAUGUUUACUGUUACGACAUUCGCAUAACUGAACAGUAUAUGCUUCAAAGAAAAACAUAUAUGGCUUUUAAAAGUCACAACCAUUCAGCUUUGUCCAGCUGUCGCUGCAGCAACAUAAAGAUUCGCAGAAAUAAAAAAUUAGUUUCUGUUGAAAUUAAAAAAACAGAUUGUGUCCAAAAAUAUUCUUAACUAGCUUAUAAAAUAAAUGUAAAGAGGUACAGGAUGUGUCUUAUAUUUGGAGGAUUUUACAUUAAAUUCAAUUGUGAUGUUAAAGUUAAUGUUAUAAGGUAAUGCUUGAAAAUGCAUAUUGGAAAGCACUCACAUUUUGUAUGCUUGUUUCUUUUCACAUAAAAAACACAUUUGAGGGGGUAAUGAUGAUAUUUAUAAAAUUAAUUUUUGAGUGCUAGCCAUACAUGUACAUAUGAAUCUUUUGUUUUCUUUGCAGGCUAGCUUAAGGGGAUUUUUAGAGGACACUAACAAAGCAUCAAAUUUAGACAUGGAGAUUGUUAGCAAAGAACCAAAUGUAGGUUAGAUGUACUAGGAGAAAAAUAAUAAGCCUAUUUUAAUACGUUAGUUUUUAAGUGAAUAUGAUGUAUGAUUUUACAGCUUCGUUAGUGCUUGAGAAGCCGCAUCGUUACAUGAUUCCUUGAAUACCUUUCUAAACGUGCUUGUUUUUUCUUUCAUUAAACCGGAAUUAAAAGCAUUUUUUAGUACUUUUACAUGAUUCUAAUUUUGCAUAUUGUUACUUCCUUCAACAAUUUUCAAAUCGUUGAUGUUAAUUUCGACAAUUUUACUACAUUUAUUAAUAAACGAUUUUUAUUGCAUUGUCUUUUGUGGUGGGGGGAUUUUCAUUGUGUUGAGAACUUAUUUAUAAACUGUCUUUACAUAAAUUUCUCUUAGUGCAAUCAACUCCAAACGUUAUUUUUUGUAAAAUGUUCUCACGCUUGUAUAUUGAACUUAAUAUUAUGCAUUUUGAUGCAACAAUAAAAGCAAUACGCUUUAAAAGUUUGUAUUUAGUUUCACUUUAGUUAAUUAGUUGAAAAUAUAAUUUAUAUCAUUAUAUUUUUGUAUAUUUAACAUUUCCUGUUAUAUAUACUUUUUAUUGUUCUUUUAAAGAACAUCACAGCAAAGCAUUAUAAAAAAAAUAGCUUAAAUUAGUUUUCAUGGCUCUAUCUUUCAUAUUUAUAAGAAUGUCAUCUGGUUGAUUGGAAGUGACGAGAACCCGAACUUUGAUAAUGCUUAUGGAAGACGCCUGAUGGAGAAGUUUUUUGAGAUUGCUGUAGACAGUGGUAGGUGUACUUAAUUUAUAAAUAUCUUCAGUUUAAAUUAAUUUACCAUUGUUUGGAGUAAUAAUGACAAUGUUGUUUUUUUUAAUUCUAAUAUGUUGUUUGUCCAUGAAAUACGCCACUUCUACAGAAUCGCUGCUUAUGGUGCAUGGUACAAAAAAAUUUUGUGAAAAAAUUGAACAUCUAUACAAGCAUUCAAAACUAAGGAGCGGGAAAAAGAAAAUUAUGGGAUACGUUACUGGGGUAAAAACAAAUUGAUUACUUUUUAAUGAAGAUUUGAGCAUAAGUUACUUUUUAUUCCUCAUCAUUAACUGAUAAGCAAUGUUUAUAUUAUAUAUUGAUUUCUGUGUGUACAGUAUGUUUGUACAAAAUGUUUUCUUUUUUCCAUUUAUAUGGCACUUUAAACGUAUACAUAUAACCUUAAUGUACAUUGUAUAUGCAGCUUCCAAUUGAAUCUUAUUGACAAUAAUCGAAACAUGAUAAAAGACAUUUCUUUUAAAUUAUAUUUUAUCUGACUUUAAUUUCAGAGACUCUCCAUCCAAAACAAUUUUCCAAGGAUUCGCUUCACGUCAGCUGCUGGUGAUCAAGCACCCAUAAGGGACAAACGUAAUAAAUAUUAAUAAUCUAAAACAUUUUUAAUAAGUGUAUAGUACGAAAAAAAAAUAAUUAACUAUUUCUUGCAUAUCUCUUUAAAAGGGUCAAUUCAAAUAACAAAGUCUUUUUUUUUACAUUUAUUGAAAGCUUCUAAAAAUUAUUUUUUUCAGCAAUAUUUCAGUGUGUUUUUGUAUUUGAGAAGGGUGAUCAUCAAUAUACAAAAGAAGUGGAACAAUGUACUGAUGGCGUCCCAAUCGUAAUAAUUCAG